Pyricularia oryzae 70-15 is the source of this 816-nucleotide messenger RNA. RefSeq lists its product as uncharacterized. NCBI's taxonomy places the organism in Eukaryota, Fungi, Ascomycota, Sordariomycetes, Magnaporthales, Pyriculariaceae. The record is from RefSeq and is a predicted model, not a curated record. Bases 550 to 816 code for a protein of 88 amino acids. The transcript has a single exon.
GCAACUCGAAUGCGUGCACGAGGGUGUUUCGGAACAAACGCGACAACCCAACUGGAGAAUAAAAUUACCGCAGGCACCGAGGUGUGUUGCGAUCCCCCUGGAUGCCACAAAAGAAUAAAGUCCCUUCUUUCCUCCAAGUCUUCGUGUUUCGGAAGGAGAGAGAGGGUUGGAAGAUAAAAAAAGGGCCAUUUUUGCCGACCAGAGACAAAGAGAUCGCCAAGGGUAUAACAAAGGGCGGUGCUGAACUGCCCUGAUCAAGAGACAAGGGGGAAAAAGAGACCUGGCGCGCUUCACCGUCAUGUAAACGACGAAGAAUACUUUGUACACCAUCACAGGACCCCCGAAAGCAGACGAGAAUGCGCUCCUUUGACGGCUGGCCGGGUACAUGAACCAACUGGACUCGUCAAAAUCUACAACAAAAAGGAUCUUUUAUCGUCAGCAAACUAUACAAUCUCAUCCAGUUAUUAGCAACUGAGGUUUCAGCAACCCCAUCCAAGACGCGCAUUUCCAAAAAAAAGACUACUCCGUCAAACAAAACUACUCCCGAAAAUGUGCGCCUACGACACCAUCCUCUACAAGUGCGACUUUUGCGGCGAGGUCUACCGCGAAGAGCACAGCCUCCUCCAGCAGUGCGGGCGACUUGCCCAGGAGGAGGAGCAGUCGUCUUCGUCGUCCCAGGAGCCCGAAGAGGUCAGCAGCAACAGCUAUUUUGAGUCCAACUGCCCCAGCAAGAAGCACCACGGCAAGCACACGUCCCUGACGGGUCACUGUGGCUCCCGCAGCUGCAAGGAGCAGUACAAUUCAUUUCACUAUUGA